This is a messenger RNA of Syngnathoides biaculeatus (alligator pipefish), 1710 nucleotides long. It is a transcript of the gene nme3, whose product is annotated as NME/NM23 nucleoside diphosphate kinase 3. Bases 255 to 764 code for a protein of 169 amino acids. The record is from RefSeq and is a predicted model, not a curated record. Lineage: Eukaryota; Metazoa; Chordata; Actinopteri; Syngnathiformes; Syngnathidae. The transcript is spliced from 6 exons. Gene Ontology annotation, molecular function: nucleoside diphosphate kinase activity. Gene Ontology annotation, biological process: UTP biosynthetic process; GTP biosynthetic process; CTP biosynthetic process.
CUUGUUCACUUUGAAAAGUUACACUGAAAUACAACUAUUGAAAACGUCAUUACUUUACAUUUCAAAUUCAAAUCCUGUUUUCUGUGGCAUUUCAAAUUGAAACCCUGGUGGCACUAAUCUACUUCCGUGGAGGAGUCGUGGUAGUUUUGAACUUCCAUUUAUAGAUUAUCAAUGGAUUAAGGACUGAACACGUUUCCGCCAUUCUCCGCUAAAGCAAAGGAAGCGCGUGCUCAGCCCCAGCCGCUCACGGCAACAUGUUAUGCUUCUUUCUCUCUUUGUUUUCUCAAAUCUUCCAGUCAGGAUGGACAGGUGUGAACGAGCGCACCUUCAUUGCUAUAAAACCAGACGCCGUGCAGCGGAAACUGGUUGGCAAAAUCGUACAGCGCUUUGAGAGGAAAGGCUUCAAACUGGUGGCACUCAAACUUGUGCAGGCAUCAGAGGACCUUCUUCUGGAACACUAUUGGGAUCUGAGGAACAAGCCUUUCUUCAAAGGACUGAUCCACUACAUGAGGUCUGGUCCAGUUGUUGCCAUGGUGUGGCAGGGUCUCGAUGUAGUCAAGACCGCCCGCAAGAUGUUGGGCGAGACCAACCCAGCGGAGUCUCUGCCUGGGACCAUUCGUGGAGACUUCUGCGUAGAUGUGGGAAGCAGGAAUGUGAUCCACGGCAGCGAUUCUGUUCUGAGCGCCCAGAAGGAAAUCUUCUUGUGGUUCAGGGAGGGCGAGCUCCAGCUGUGGGAGCAGAACAGCGCACCCUGGAUCUACUGAGGACAAAAACACCACUGCUGCCUUUCAGCUUCAUCGUCACGCUUUGCCGUCGGGUCGCUCGUCCCGAUGUCAGCGGAGGACUUCCUGCGGCUUUUUGACAAAAAAUUAUUUUUAUACUUCAAUAUUGAGGGAAGGAAGACCUGACGUACGACGUCAAUUAAACUCCGACUUUGUUAUUAUUAAAUAAGACUACAAGAAAUGUCUCACAGAUGCUAAAAAAUUAGAAUGAAACCACCAUAUUAUUCUGUAAUAUUCCGUUUAAAGUAUUGAAAUGUACUUCCCCCUCUAUGGCUCGUGCAUUUUUGCUGUGAGCACAUUGUAGUCACCUAAUUUUCAACAAAUGAGAUGUAUGCAGCGUUUAGUUUUCAGCUUCACUCCAGAGUUCGCCAUCAUUAGUGCACCAUGAAGACAAGAAAAAAAUGCAAGAAUGUCAUAAAAAAUAAAAGAUUGGGAACAAAUGUCUUAUUCAAACAGCAACAGCGAUACUAUACGCCAAUGUUUGCCUUUUAUCAGAAUUUUGUUCUUUGCGGUAUAUCUAAAACACGGGUGUCGAACUCAAGGCCCGGGGGCCAGAUCCGCCCCGGCGCGUGAUUUUAUGUGGCCCACAAAGCUAAAUCACGUGUAUGAACUCCCGAGAUUUUUGUUGAAAUCUGUGCCAAAAUUUGAAAUUAUGAUGAGGCGAUCAAAGAUUAUGAUGGUUUCACAGUCAUGAUGGCCCGAGGAGGGAAACCGGAACUCCAACGUGGCCCACGACAAGAACGAGUUUGAAACCCCUGAUCGAAAACAUCCAUUGGUGAAAAAGCAGAACAUUUUUUUUUUUGUCAGUGCUUUUUUGUUUAAAUUACUGUAUUACAUAAAACACCCAGCCUGCUUUAUUUUUGUUUGAUGAUGGACGAUUGAUUUUGUUUUGCAAUUGCUCGAAUAAAAUAUAUCAUCACUCAUUUGA